AUGCAGAACGGGGAGGUUAUGAGCCCGCAGGACUCCAAGGCAGCGGGGGCCGACGCCAUGGAGGAGCAGAAGCCCCAGAACCAGAGCCAGAAUCAUGGUUGUGUGGAGCCCACGGCGCCUCCGCUUCCUCCCCCUUCACCACCGCCACCGGGGCCACCAGAAUAUCCGAGACCGAGGCUCAUCUUCCACACCCAGCUGGCUCAUGGGAGUCCCACAGGCCGCAUCCACGGUUUCACCAAUGUCAAGGAGCUGUAUGCCAAGAUCGCAGAAGUGUUCAACAUCUCCCCCUCAGAGAUCCUGUUCUGCACCCUCAACUCUCACAAAGUGGACAUGCAGAAGCUGCUGGGAGGACAGAUUGGACUGGAGGACUUUAUUUUCGCUCACGUCAGAGGGGAAACUAAAGAAGUGGAGGUGACAAAGACAGAGGAUGCUCUGGGUCUCACCAUCACAGACAAUGGAGCUGGAUAUGCUUUCAUUAAGAGGAUAAAAGAAGGCAGCACCAUAGACCGGCUGAAGACAGUAUGUGUUGGCGACCACAUUGAGGCCAUCAACGACCAAAGCAUCGUAGGCUGUCGACACUACGAGGUGGCUAAGAUGCUAAAAGAGCAACCGAGAGGCAUACCCUUCACUCUUCGACUUGUAGGGCCCAAGAAGGCCUUUGAUAUGAUCGGAAUGAGGACCAGAGCGCCAAAAUCUAAUGAGGGCAAGAUGGUCAACGGGAAGGAGACGCUGCGACUUCGCUCCAAGGGUUCUGCUACAGUUCAGGAAGUGCAGAAUGAGUUUGAGGAACAGGCCACCAAGAAAGUGGACGACCUGCUGGAGAGCUACAUGGGCAUCAGAGACCUGGAGCUGGCAACCACAAUCGUCGAAGCCGGCAAAGACAAGAAGAAUCCAGAUGACUUUGCCGAGGCGCUGGAUUCAGUUCUGGGAGACUUUGCUUUCCCUGAUGUGUUUUUGUUUGAUGUAUGGGGAGCUAUUGGAGAUGUCAAAAAUGGCAGAAUUUAGGCUUUUACUGUAAAGAGAGAGGAAAAGCUCCGGUCUCAGUUGUAAAAAAAAAAAAAAAAAAAGUCACAUGUAGGAGUGUUUUAUUGUUGUCAAUGCGAUCCGUUAAUUUCUUUUCAGUUCCUUUUCAACAAUCAAAUGUCAAUAAUUUGCCCAUAACAGCUCAUCACGCCUGAAUUCCUGAAUUUUGUCAAGACUUUACAACGAAUACAAAACAUUGAAAAACAGCACAGUAGUUUUAAACAUAUUGAAAUCAGAGCUGAUGACCUUCUCAAGGGUAGGAAAGAGUGAUAGUAACGUUUGCAGGCUCACAGGCAUUUUUGCAAGUUGG
Stegastes partitus (bicolor damselfish) is the source of this 1333-nucleotide messenger RNA. It is a transcript of the gene gipc3, whose product is annotated as GIPC PDZ domain containing family, member 3. The coding region runs from base 1 to 1005 and encodes 334 amino acids. NCBI's taxonomy places the organism in Eukaryota, Metazoa, Chordata, Actinopteri, Pomacentridae. Gene Ontology annotation, molecular function: protein binding. The record is from RefSeq and is a predicted model, not a curated record. The transcript has 6 exons.